CAAGGUGACAACAAUUUCUAUGCCAUCUAUGCUCAUCUGCCUGUCCAACAUUGGGGAUGUGAUGGCCACGUCAUUCCGUUUUCUCUACUGGCGCAUCUGCUGCUAUGUGUGCACGCGGACGGCCAAGCGGCCGAGGAAUGCCUGCUCCAGGCAGCGGUCGGUGAGGGGACAGCGGUAUGCCCGCUCCCAGCCGCCACCCUCGUUCCGGCGAUCCAUGAAGAUGACACAGCGAUCGGGCAAUGACUCCGGGUUCGGUCCCUCCAUGGGGCAUGCCCAUUCCGAUCCGGAGCUGCGCAUCAUGGGGCGGGGCGUCGGCGGCGGCUACGAUGAUAGGGAGUUUGGCCACCGCUGCAGUGGAGGACGCAAUCGCCGCCAGCAGCAGAUUGCGGCACAGCCUCGCCAGCAGCGGCACAACAUCUACGGGGAUGAGUACGAGAUGCAGACACAGACUCUGAAUCGCGGCAAUCGCUACAGCAGCCGCCAGAGGCAGAGAGAUCGCAUGCGGGAUCGGCAUACGGUGGAGCGGGAGCGCUAUCGGCACGAUUUUGAUGCGGGAUCCAUGGAGGAUUUCAGUGACCUGCAGCCGCCGGCAAAGAGGGCCGCCAGUGUCCGUUCUGUCCGCUCGCCCCAGCAUCAGGAGUCCAAGGCCUCGCGGGAGCUGCACCGCCUGCACUCUGCCCCAGGACGCGGGGCCCGAGCCAAGUCCGUGGACCCUCGGACCCUCGUCGCGCUGGCAGCCUGUGACGUCAAUCCACACGCUAUGGCAACCACUUGGAGCUCCCCGACUACGAUGCUCCGCCACAGGGGUCCUCCAGGGAUCAUCGCAGGGACCGACGAGGACGCUCUCCGCGCAGCUACGAGGAUUAUGUGGGGGAGAGCUUCGAUGAGGUGUCCCUGUGCGACGGCGGCCACUACGAGGACUAUCCCCCCGUCCAUAGCAAGUCCAGGAGUCGCGAGCCGCCCCGGAAUCAUCGUCGGAGGGAGCGGGCCGAGCGUCUGCCUCCCUCGCCGCGUAUCAUGUCGCCCAUGGGUUUCCCUGUCCAGCGGCAGAUCCGACGUCGUCCCAGCUACGAAUACGACGAAGACGACUCCAUGUAUGGGGAGGACUAUGGGGACUAUGGCGAUCUCCUGCCCAAGGACCGUCCUGUGCCCAUCUGGCUGUGCGUCUUCCUGGUCGUCAGCUACAUCCUGGGGGGCGCCGCCCUGUUUGCCUACUGGGAGAACUGGUCCUUUCUGGACUCGGCCUACUUCUGCUUCAUCACGCUGACGACAAUCGGUAGGAAAUUCCAGAGGUACUUUCAGAAAUCUUUUGUGCUGAUUCUGUUCAUGUUUCUCGCUGGGAUUUGGCGACUUUGUGCCUGCCAAGGGCGUCAAGGAUGAGUCGGAGCAGUCCAUUGCCUAUUGCUCGUUGUAUCUGCUCUUUGGCAUUGCUC
This is a messenger RNA of Drosophila miranda, 1433 nucleotides long. RefSeq lists its product as uncharacterized. The transcript has 2 exons. Lineage: Eukaryota; Metazoa; Arthropoda; Insecta; Diptera; Drosophilidae. The record is from RefSeq and is a predicted model, not a curated record. The coding region runs from base 20 to 1267 and encodes 415 amino acids.